Messenger RNA from Lolium rigidum, 553 nucleotides. RefSeq names its product protein NEGATIVE REGULATOR OF RESISTANCE-like. The transcript has a single exon. The record is from RefSeq and is a predicted model, not a curated record. Gene Ontology annotation, biological process: regulation of systemic acquired resistance. NCBI's taxonomy places the organism in Eukaryota, Viridiplantae, Streptophyta, Magnoliopsida, Poales, Poaceae. Bases 1 to 396 code for a protein of 131 amino acids.
AUGGACGCGCCCACCGCCGACGCCAAGCGCAAGCGCACCGAUGCCGACACCGACGUCGCCCACGUCGUCGAAGAGGCCUCCGACGCUGAGGUGGAGGAGUUCUACGCCAUCCUCCGCCGCAUGCGCGACGCCUCGCGCCGCUUCGUGUCGCGAGCCGGAGCUGGCGGCCGGGCUGGUCUCGCACGCGCGCCGGCAUGGCGCCCCAGCUUCUCCUGGGAGGACUUCGCUCCUCCGGCUGCCCCGACGACAACGGCGCCGUCGACGCAGCAGCAGCAGCAGCAGCAGCAGCGGUCAACCGUCGACGAGCGCGUCGCCGAGAACGCCACGCCGUCGCGCGUCACCCUAGACCUCAACGCCGAGCCGGAGCCCGAGGCGUCGGCCACCCCGCGCCCCUGAGCGCGUCCACGCAUAGCGACGACGACGUCGCCCGCUCUUACAGUCACCGACGAUAAGUUUUAUCGCCGGCCGGUGCUACCUCUCACAAUCACCGGUCAGGAACAGAAGAUGUGGAAUGCGGGGUCGGUAAAACCGGAGGCCGAUGUCGCCGGCGACU